AUGUCCGAGUCUCUCUCCCUGAAGUGUGGCUCUGGUUUCUGUAGGGUCUUGAAUCCGAACACCAUGAUUCUAUCAGCAAUGAGAACUUGCUCAAUCUCCAAUUUACGAACUUCAAUUUCUCUCCCAAAGAGGUUGACCAACAGAAAGUCACAGUCUUUCUCCACAACUUCCUCUUCACCACCACUCAUCAUCUCCCAAACUCAAAAAGGUCCACUCUUUCUUCUUCCUCAUUCACCAUCACUAGUCGUCACAAGCUCUCUCUCACCAUCAGACAUCCCACAGAAAUCACAAGAAUGGUUCGCUCUACGGAAAGACAAGCUAACCACGAGCACAUUCAGCACAGCGCUCGGCUUCUGGAAGAAAAACCGCCGCUCUGAGCUAUGGCACGAGAAAGUAUACGAAUCGGAGACACGAGUCUUCGAAGACUCUGCAAAGCUUGCGAUGAGUUGGGGCGUGGAGAUGGAGUCAGCAGCGAUAGAGAGGUACAAGAGGAUAAUGGGAUGUGAGGUUGGGACAAUGGGGUUUGCUCUUCACUCUCAAGAGCAGUACCACUGGCUUGGCGCUUCACCGGACGGAGUUCUUGGUUCCGGGAUUCUUGAAGUGAAGUGUCCUUACAACAAAGGGAAGACUGAGACUGUGUUGCCUUGGUCGAAAGUUCCGUUUUAUUACAUGCCUCAGAUGCAGGGGCAGAUGGAGAUUAUGGACAGGGAGUGGGUGGAUUUGUACUGCUGGACGAGGAACGGGAGCACGGUGUUUCGAGUGGUGAGAGAUAGAAGCUAUUGGAGGAUGAUACAUGAGGUGUUGAGGGAGUUUUGGUGGGAGAAUGUGGUUCCUGCGAGGGAGGCUUUGUUGUUAGGGAAGGAUGAUGGAGAAGUGAGGAAGUUUGAGCCAUCUUCUACGCAUAAGAGGACAGGGCUUGCUAUUGCUAAAAGCAUUGCUUUGGCUGCUGAGUCGAAGCUUGUUUGUAGAGAGAUAGCUGAUCAUGUUGAGUUCUUUUAG
This is a messenger RNA of Microthlaspi erraticum, 999 nucleotides long. Lineage: Eukaryota; Viridiplantae; Streptophyta; Magnoliopsida; Brassicales; Brassicaceae. The record is from the annotation of a GenBank genome assembly.